This is a messenger RNA of Dunckerocampus dactyliophorus (ringed pipefish), 6170 nucleotides long. Its product is annotated as galectin-8-like. The transcript has 8 exons. Lineage: Eukaryota; Metazoa; Chordata; Actinopteri; Syngnathiformes; Syngnathidae. Gene Ontology annotation, molecular function: carbohydrate binding. Bases 1037 to 1927 code for a protein of 296 amino acids. The record is from RefSeq and is a predicted model, not a curated record.
UAAAAAAUGGGAGCAAACAAACAACAAACAAAAAAAAAAAACCCCACUGUUUUGCCCAUCCACACACAAACGCUGAAGCCAGAGUUUUUGAAAAUCUCCACCCUGGCUGGAGUUUCGAAAAAGCUCAGUUUUUAAGCACAAAAACUUCUGUUUGCGAGUGAACGACAGGCAAAAACACAUAGAAAAUAUGCGGUUUUAAAAUAUCUGUGUUCGUGUGGCCAGUACCUAUACCCCAGCUUUGACCACCGUGCCAACGUACCUGCCACACUUGCUGCAACUGAAACACAAGGGAGGACAACCUUUAUACGAGCUAACUUGUUCAAGUAAGGUGGCCAACAAACACACUAAUACACUCUGCUGUGAAUUACAUCGUCGGAGAUAGACUGAAAUACUGUAUAAGACUAUCUAUAUUACAUUGGGUACAAACUGAUUGGCUAAAAAGACUGUCAAUCAAAGCUGAGGUAAGCCGCGACAUCCCUUCAAACUUCACAUAAAAAAAGAACAUGAACAUGUUCCUGCCAUAUAAAACGAUGUAAAUAAGCUGCAUUGGUGACAAAUAUUUUAUAGGUUCACAACUGCAAUCGAAUGAUAUCAAACGAGAUGGUGGGGUAAAGCGAGCAUCUUGUGAAGCGAUGUUAUAAAGCAAACAAAGAGGGCGCCAAAGCCCAUCUACAUAAUAACGACUGAAACUAAACCAUAUACAGUAUAAUAAUAAUCACAUAUAAUUACUGGUUUAGGAAAAAUCCUCAAUCAAUAUUUAUCAGUCUGCCUCCCCUCAAAGAUCGUUAGAUAUUAAAUUGUCUAUUUAUCUUAAAUCAGAGUUGAACUUUGAGUGAGUUGCCUUUAAAAGAACCUAGGCUGGUCCGCUGUGCGCAUGCGUAGUUUGCUCGACGUGGAUGGCGGCGACCAUUGGCACUUUGUUGUCCUCCUCCCUGUUUCACACUGGAUGACAGAAAAGGGUCACAAUUGGCCCCCAAAAAUAACACGGUCUGUUUUGUCGUAAAGCUAUAGUUCGUAGACUGACAGAGGAAGCUCGAUGUCGGUGGCAAAUGCGAAGUAUAGUGUCCUUAAACCGGUGGUCCCAUACACAGGAUCUAUACCUGGAGGCCUGCACCCAGGAGAGAUCAUCAUCAUUCAGGGCACUGUGACCCCGGAUGCUGACAGGUUUCAGAUUGACCUGACCUGUGGCGGCAGCACCAAGCCACGCUCUGACGUGGCCCUGCACUUCAGCCCUCGGUUCAAGGGCCCGCCCUGCGUGCGAUGCAACUCCCUGUUGCACGAGAGAUGGGGUCAGGAGGAGACGCUGCAGCAGCUGCCCUACAAGCGCGGUGCCCCGUUCGAGACCAUUAUCCUGGUGCGCGAGGAUGCCUUCAAGGUAGCAGUAAAUGGAGCUCACCUGCUGGAAUACAAGCACAGAGUCCCACUAAACAGGAUCAACACGUUUUCCAUGUCUGGGAAAGUCCAAGUGCAGGCUAUAGGCUACAUCCCAAACUCGGCAAUAUAUUCCGAGUCAGGUGACCUGAGCCUCCCUUACAAAGGCAGCAUACUAAAAGGCCUGAGCCCUGGUCAGCACAUCACCAUCAAAGGACAGAUUAGCGUUUAUCCUCACAGUUUUACCGUCAACCUGCGCAACAGCAGGACAGAGAACAUUGCUCUCCACCUGAACCCUCGCAUGAAGUCCAGCGCAUUCAUCAGGAACUCGUACUUGAAUGAAUCCUGGGGUCAGGAGGAGCGGGAGUUGGUUUUCUUUCCCUUUUGUUCUGGAGAUUACUUUGAGAUGCUCCUCCUCUGCCAAGCGCAUCAGUUCAAGCUGGCGGUGAACGGCUCGCACUUGUUUGAGUUCAGACAUCGGGUGCAGGACCUGAGCAGCAUUGACCAGCUGGAGAUCAUGGGAGACCUGGAGCUUAUGGAUGUCAAAUUGUGGUGAUCAAACUGAUGGUUUGGGUCUCAAAUUCUCAUGUAGUUUAGCUAUCUGUGCUGAAGAAGGACCAGUGGUAGAUGCUGCUUUAUCCAGGAAGGUCAGCAUGGCUAGAAUAUUUCAGCAUGAGCCUAAACGCUAUUUACAGGAUUUACAAAAUCUAGGAUUGCAUUCAUUUCCCUCUCGGUCUUCAACGCAAAUAAUAAAACAUGUAACUGUUGCUCUUUGUGACUUCGCUACCAAGCCAGUUGUUCAUUCACUACACUCGUGUGAGAACGUGGAACCUGUAAUGUGGAACGCACCAAUUGGAAUUCGACUCAUGUUUUUCAGGAAAAAUAUGUCUCUAAUUUCUGUGUGUGAGAGGAAUUAAAAAAGUGUAAAUAAUGUUCUUUCAAAUAACAUGCUGAGUCUCAUAUUUCCAAAAACUACAUAUAGUAUUAUUUUUCUUUUUCCAGGUUUUUGGAUUCGACCCAUUUACAUAUAGAGCUUUCACUUAACAAGAUUCAAAUCUGUUCUGUUUAAAUAUCUUUGUGUUAUGCUGCAUCUACUGAAAAUAAACGGCAAGGUUCAAGAGUGCUUGACAUGGGCGGCAGCGCCCCUAUUUCGCCACAAGAUGUCAGGCGCGAGCUGACAAACCAAACCACUCAACAAGGUUUCUUUAUAGCUGAUGUAAAUAUAUGCACAUAGGAACUAAAAUAUUGUACGUUUAGAAUGCUGUUGGUCUGAUGAAAUUCAGAAUAAAAUUCAUAUAAUCACCAGUGUCUGGUUGAUCACAACAUCAGCAAGUAAGCUCAAUGUAAAAACUGGCAUCUGAUUAAAAAGUAGGUGAUUUAUUUAUAUCCACAGGAAAUAUAAUUUGUAAUAACCUUGGUACAAUACAACUGUCAUUUUUUCCAACAUAAAGCAGGAUGAUAUGCAAUAUGAUGACAUCAACCAUUGCACUGCUGAGUGUACAUGGAAAAAAGGCAGAAAAACACUGUCCAAUCAGCAACAGGCAAAUAGGCGUAAGUCUGUCUGGUGUGGAAAAAGAACGAAAACUGACAGAAAUUCAGCUUUUUGUUUUUCUUACCAAAAAUGUGUCAAAAUAGGUCAUAUAUAUUUUUUGCUUGAGAUGUCUGCUUUGAAAAACAACUUGUGCAGAUUGGAGAUGUUUCCCUUAAAGUCCAAAAGGAUCACGAGAAGAGUAUCGGCACAGCAGAGAGGUUUGGCAAGACGUUUGCUGAGGGCAACUGCAUUCACUUGGGUUCCGUUCAGGUCCAUUGCGUUAUCGGCAGCUCUGUUUAUGCAACCGCAUUGGUGGAAAACUGAAACUCAAUGUGAGCGCUUGUUUGUCAGAUUGUGGCACAUUUUCGGGACCGUGCGCAUGACUUCAGGUUGUCUCCCUCACUGUCAGACAGAGCUGAGCUUGACCAGUCCUCUGACGGAAUCCUCGUGCAGCGAGUCCUGGCUAGCUGGAUUGUAGAAGCCGGCCUGCACAGUGUGGCUGUGGCCCAUAGGGCUGCUGCAAGGAAGCAUACCUGGGGGAGAGGGAAGGUCCUCUGGAGUAAGAAAGUGGUGGUGUGCCACCUGGUCCUGGAGGGGCCGACUGUGGUUGUGUUUGUGGCCAUGCGUGUGAAUCGGCAGCAUGUCGCUGGUCUCCUGGCAGCUGAGGCUAGGUGUGGAGCUAGGAGGUGUGGGUUGCCCAAGGGGGAGUGAAGUGCAGGGACCCCCCAGUCCGAGUGAGGUGCGGCUUGGGAGGGAGCCUCCGUUUUCUGGGGGGGCCGUCAGGAUAACCGGCUCGUUUGUCUGCUGCUGGAGGAGGGGGGUGGCAGCGGCCUGCAAAACGAAUUUAGUGCUCUGAAUGCACUGGUCUUGGUCACACUGGGAGGACACAGCGGAAAGCAGAAAGGGAGCAAGCGGAGAAGAAAAGAGGAAAAUGGAGGGGAUGAAAACAGAAAUGGAAGAAGAAAGACAGGGAAUAUGUGAUUGGAAAGGGGAGAAACAGAAAAAGAUGUUAGUACUGUCAUUAGAACCCACAAAGAACCUGUACACCUGUAGAAAGCUCAAAUGGAGAAAGCUGAAAAACCCAGUUGCUGCCUGCAGAUCUCUGGAGACCAAUAACAUCACAUCCCUCUAAAGCCAAGGUUCCCUUCAUCGCUGGUUGCAAGUACAGUAUUUUGCAUGUAUUUCUGUACUGCUUUAUCGUGUUUACUAAACUUUCCCUUUCAAUUUGGUAUCAAAUUAAUAUGCAGACUUAAAUCAUAGUGAUCGUACAGUAAGUGGACAAAAGUGAAGCUCAAGGUCAACCCACUCAAACAGAAGGAUCCCAUCAUCUGGCUGGAAUCAACGACAUGUAAGACAAAUAAUUUCCUACAGUAUUUAUCAGUGCUCAUGUAACACUUUUAGCAAAGUUUGAACAUGCGAAAUUCAAAUUUUUGAACCAGAAUUACUUACUUACCAUAAAUUUAAUGAACCAAUUUAUCAUGUUGAGUAUUUCAAGUUAAUGAAAAUUCUAAAGGUUUUUGUUUUUUAAGUGUGUGGGAGCAGGGGGUACAUGGCUUCAAGUCAAAUGUCCGAAGGGCACUGAAAACAGUUUGGGAACCACUGCUCUAAAGGUUGUUGACCAGAUUGAGUGGCAGUAAGCAAUCAUGUGAUCCAGCGAUAGAAGGAAGACCACAGAGUGUGCCGAGGUGGCAGGUAAGAACAGAAUAUAGGUGAUGACCAAAAAUGUGGACUUUAGAUUUGUUUGUAUAUCUCACCUGUCUGCCUCAGUCUCACUGACCUAAAAAAAUGAUAUUGAGAUAAUUUAAUACUAUGUGUCAAUUGACAGUGAUGACUGCUUGUUUAAGCACAAAUCUUAACAGCAAAUAACUUGAAUGGGAAACAGCAUGCAGCCAACCACGUUCUCUACUGCUUGUCCUCAUUAUCCUCCCAGCUGACUUCAGUUGAGCGAUGGGGUACACCCUGGACUCGUCGCCAGUCGAUCAUUGGGCACGUAUAGACAACCAAUCACACUCUCAUUCACACCGAUGGACCAGUAACCCAAUAUGCAUGUCUUGAACUGGGGGAGGAAGCUAGAGUACAGUGGACCCCUGCAAAUUUGCUUGUUUUGCUUGUUGUUGUUGUGGAAAAAACCCGCCCAUGUGUGCUUUUUCUCUCCAAUAUAUAUAUAUAUAUUUUUUUACAGAAAACCCAUGUCAUUAACCCUAAAUCAGCAAUCAUGUAUAAAUAUGUGAUAAUAAAGCAGAAAAUGUUUGCAUAAUACCAAACCGCAUGUUGGCACAUGUUGGUGUGAGCUUUGAAUGGCUGAGCGCUUUCGAUUGUACCUUGUACUUCAUGCUGGUGGCGCCACAUCCACCGGGAAGGAGCACAUCCGUCACUUGGAAGUCUUUGUUUGCAAGUUUAAAGCGUCCUCCGUGGUAAUUUUAUCAUCAUCAUUCAUUAGCGGUGAGUACCUAUACAUUUUACAAGUUAAAAUGCGUGUUUGAGUGCAUUUGAGUUUGAGUGUUAUUUCCACACCAUGAAUCAGGAGGUGUUUCAUCAUGUUGACCCUCCUUUGCAUGAUAUGGUGUUGCAAAUGUUGCACUUUGCCGACCGCUCUUUUUUUAUGAUGGUGAGACAAACUUUUUAGCCGCUCCUACUUUGUUGGUGUUCGCCGGGUCCGUUUUCCAUUGGUGUUCACGGUUAUUUGCGAAGUGAGCAUCGAAACUAGGAAGCAAAAUGAAAAAAUGUGAACGAUCCCGGGAGGAUCGCAAUAUUAGUCCCGGUUUUUAUUGAUGCUCGGGACUCGAUGCCCAGCCCUAAGUGUGAACCUAGCCAUUGUGAUGUUGCAACAGAAAAUGGACCUGGGAUCUCCUGACCGUAGCACAGCUGUAAAGGUCAUGCCACAGCAUCUCAAUAGGAUUGAGGUCAGGCCUUUGACUAGGCCACUCCAAAGUCUUCAUUUUGUUUUUCUUCAGCCAGUCAGAGGUGGACUUGCUGGUGUGUUUCUCACUUAAUAAUAAAAGACGUCAUUUAAAAACUGCAUUGUGUUCAGUUGUGUUGUCACUGACUUUGUCACUGACUAAUAUUUCAAUUUGUUUGGUAAUCUGAAACAUUUAAGUGUGACAAAGAUGCCUAAAAAUAGGAAAUCAAGAAGGGGGCAAAUAUUUUUUCACACCACUGUACAGCAAUCCCUCCCCAAACAGUAGCCCUUGUUAUUAUUAUGAUUAUUAUGUUAUUAUUAUUGUGCUCGUUGUGAGAAAAUUUCAACUUGCAAUAAAAGCCUGUUGUU